Molecule: messenger RNA, 231 nt
Organism: Suillus subalutaceus
Lineage: Eukaryota; Fungi; Basidiomycota; Agaricomycetes; Boletales; Suillaceae
Exons: 2
Coding region: 1-231 (76 amino acids)
Molecular function (GO): zinc ion binding
Source: RefSeq, a predicted model, not a curated record
AUGCCUGCCAAGAAGCGUUGUCAAUUCCAGUCUGAGACUCCUUGCAAUUCUGCAGCUCUUCGCAUAGUUGGCCAAUGCCCACAUUGCAGGGCAGACUUCUGUGGCGCACAUCGCUUGCCUGAACAUCAUAAUUGCAACAACCUGGAGGAUUGCCGGCAGCAAGCCUUCGAGCGCAACAAGGCAAAGCUAGAGAGCGAACGCACUGUGGCUUCUAAGAUGGCUACUGCAUGA